This is a messenger RNA of Salvia splendens (bonfire salvia), 648 nucleotides long. RefSeq lists its product as uncharacterized. Bases 1 to 648 code for a protein of 215 amino acids. The transcript has a single exon. Lineage: Eukaryota; Viridiplantae; Streptophyta; Magnoliopsida; Lamiales; Lamiaceae. The record is from RefSeq and is a predicted model, not a curated record.
AUGAAAUGUGUCUUCUCGCCAAUGUUCUCAAUUGCUAUAAAUGGCAGCCCCCAUGGUUUCUUUGAAGGCAAGAGGGGAAUCAGGCUAGGAGAUCUCAUGUCACCAAAGCUGUUCAUCUUUUGCAUGGAAUACCAAUCCAGAUUGCUUGUCGACCGGACAUCAGAUACCAACUUCAACUACCAUGCGAGAUAUGUCAAGCAACGAAUCACACACCUUGCGUUUGUAGAUGAUCUCAUGUUAUUUGGCAGUGGCGAUGUGAUGUCCAUGGCCAUACUUGCAGACACAAUGCAAGAGUUCGCUGAGUGUUCUGGCCUAGGGAUCAAUAAAGACAAGUCUAACUUGUUCACAUGUGGGAUAGCCCAAAGAAGGGACUUUGAGGAGAUUAGAGACAUCUUUGGCUUCCCAAAAGACACCCUCCCUGUGCGAUACCUAGGGGUUCCCCUCGACUCCAAGAAGCUCAAUAUUAUGCAUUACUCACCGAUGAUUGAGAAAAUUGCAUCGACGACGAACAGAUGGACAGGCACAAACCUAUCAUAUGCGGGCAAGGCCGAGCUCAUACGGUCAAUUUUGCAAGGAGUCGAAUGCUAUUUGAUGCAUGUUUUCCCUCUCUCGGCAAAUGUGAGAGACCGCAUCAAAUCAAUUUGCUGA